Molecule: messenger RNA, 345 nt
Organism: Eptesicus fuscus (big brown bat)
Lineage: Eukaryota; Metazoa; Chordata; Mammalia; Chiroptera; Vespertilionidae
Product: 60S acidic ribosomal protein P1-like
Exons: 1
Coding region: 1-345 (114 amino acids)
Biological process (GO): translational elongation; cytoplasmic translation
Cellular component (GO): ribosome; cytosolic large ribosomal subunit
Molecular function (GO): protein kinase activator activity; structural constituent of ribosome; ribonucleoprotein complex binding
Source: RefSeq, a predicted model, not a curated record
AUGGCCUCGGUCUCAGAGCUUACUUGCAUCUACUCAGACCUCAUCCUGCAAAACGAUGAGGUGAUGGUCACAGAGGAUAAGAUCAGUGCCCUCAUUAGAGUAGCUGGUGUAAGAGUUGAACCCUUCUGGUCCCGCUUGUUUGCAAAAACUCGGGCCAACGUCAACAUCAAGAGCCUCAUCUGGAAUGUAGGGGCUGUUGGACCUGCCCCAGUAGCUGGUGCUGCACCAGCCAAUGGUCCUGCCCGCUCUGCCACUGCUGCCCCCGCAGAGGAGAAGAAAGUGGAGGCAAAGGAAGAAGAAUCUUCGGAGUCUGAUGACGACACGGGCUUUGGUCUAUUUGACUAA